Messenger RNA from Gekko japonicus, 695 nucleotides. Its product is annotated as carcinoembryonic antigen-related cell adhesion molecule 16-like. The record is from RefSeq and is a predicted model, not a curated record. The coding region runs from base 60 to 485 and encodes 141 amino acids. The transcript has 3 exons. Lineage: Eukaryota; Metazoa; Chordata; Lepidosauria; Squamata; Gekkonidae.
UUUUGGAGAGAGAACCCGGGCUUCCGACUGACAGACUCCACACAGCGACCCCUUUGACGAUGGGCCAGACAGUGAACAACCUUAGAUGGAAGAGGUCUUGCCGAGUGGUGCUGUUAGCAGCCACCAUCCUGAGUUCUGGCUUCCUGCUUGCCCAGGCCCAGGAGAUUCCUAUUAUGGUGGAACCACCGCAUCCGAUGGAAGGACAGGACGUCACUCUGACUCCAGGAGGAAAACCAGCCUUUAUUCUAUGCAUCUGGUAUCGAGGAGAAAAAGCUGAAGCAAACCGGAUCUUUGUAUAUAUUCCAUCAACAUCACCUCCUGUGCAGCGGAAUGGCCCAGCCUUUACCGGGCGGGAGACUGGAGACCCCGGCUGUUCCCUGAACAUCGGGAGUCUGAUGUUGAACGACACUGGAGACUAUGUAGUGUCAAAGUCUGCGAUUGGUGGUCGCGAAACAGGGCGUGUGCAUAUAGGAGUCUUAGGAUGACUCCCGCUGAGCUGUAUCGGAGCAAAAGACGGCUGCUUCCCCCGCCCUGCAGUAUCCCGGCUGGAUUCUUCUCCUUUUGACGCCUGCUGCUUUAGAAGGGCUGGCCCGGCCCGGUUUGAAACGGCCUCCCGUAUAUGUAGAUAAACCAUGGCUGUUGUGGUGUUGCCAACCUCCUGGUGGGGCCUGGACUGGUCUCUCAGCAUUACAACU